UGUUGAGACUGUGGGAAGUGGGGUGUCGGGCAGAGCUCGGUCGGAGGAACCGGGAGGGGAGCGGCGAGAUGGACGUUCUCAAGUCGGAGAUCCUCCGGAAGCGGCAGCUGGUGGAGGACAGGAACCUGCUGGCGGAAAAUAAAAAAUAUUUCAAGCGUAGUGAACUUGCAAAAAAAGAAGAGGAAGCAUAUUUUGAAAGAUGUGGCUACAAGCCUAUAAGUGAGAAGUCAUCUGGAGAGAUACAGCCAAAAGAGGAGGAACAGAAGCCGUUAACUUCAUCAAAUCCAGUUUUAGAACUUGAACUGGCAGAGGAGAAGCUACCCAUGACCCUCUCUCGGCAAGAGGUUAUCAGAAGAUUGAGAGAAAGAGGAGAACCAAUUAGAUUAUUUGGAGAAACUGAUUAUGAUGCUUUUCAACGUUUAAGAAAGAUAGAAAUCCUCACACCAGAAGUUAACAAGGGAUUGAGGAAUGAUCUGAAAGCAGCUUUGGAUAAGAUAGAUCAGCAAUACCUCAAUGAAAUUGUGGGUGGUCAAGAACCUGGAGAGGAGGACACGCAGAAUGAUUUGAAGGUUCAUGAAGAAAACACCACUAUUGAAGAGUUGGAGGCUUUGGGAGAAUCUUUAGGAAAAGGUGAUGAUCAUAAAGACAUGGACAUCAUUACAAAAUUCCUUAAGUUUCUUCUUGGCGUUUGGGCUAAAGAAUUGAAUGCCAGAGAAGAUUAUGUGAAACGUAGUGUGCAGGGUAAACUGAACAGUGCUACCCAGAAACAGACUGAGUCCUACCUCAGGCCACUUUUCAGAAAGCUACGGAAAAGGAAUCUUCCUGCUGAUAUUAAAGAAUCCAUAACAGAUAUUAUUAAAUUCAUGUUGCAGAGAGAAUAUGUGAAGGCUAAUGAUGCUUAUCUUCAGAUGGCCAUUGGAAAUGCCCCUUGGCCCAUCGGUGUCACCAUGGUUGGUAUCCAUGCCAGAACUGGUAGGGAAAAGAUUUUUUCCAAGCAUGUCGCACACGUCUUAAAUGAUGAAACACAGCGGAAGUAUAUUCAGGGUUCCUCAUCUGGAUCACAGAACAUGGAAAAUGACUUGAAUGGCUGUUUUCUCAGUUCUCCCAAGGAUGGCAUAUAAGCAGUACCCAAAUGACAAACAAAUUCAGAAGAGUGGUUACUUCUCGGGGAGAAGUCGGGGGACAGGAAGAAGAAAACACAGAUUCAAUGGUCUUCAGAAGGUUCUAGUUAUUUGUUUUAUUAUUUACUCCAUAACUUACAUGUAUUCUUUUGUAUGUAUCCAAUAUUAUGUGAUGAAAACAUUUCAUAAAAUCAUCAAAGCUGAAUACUGCAUCCCAAACGUGGUCUGGGCAAUCCUGCAGAGUUCUGAAGGGGUCUAUUGGAUGCUUUUGGCUGGGUGGUUAGGGCUGCUAUAGAAAGGCUGAAUUGUUACACAUAGUAUACAGUUCAUUCAUACUAAAGUUUAUACAUGUAUGUUCCUUUGGGGUGGACACUUAGGACAUUUAGGUUAUUUCCAAUUUUUUUUUUUUUUUUGUCUGUUGCUGUUAAGAACAAUGCUUGUACAUGUCCUGGGUGAAAAUGAAUUGGCAUUUCUCUUACAUGCACUUCUGAGUGGAAUCACUGGGGCCUGCUGCUUUGAGUGAGGAUACUGGCAAGCUGGAGUGAGUCCAGAGGAGAACAGUUAAGAAUGGGUCAACCAGAUCAUAGCCCACCUUUCUUUUCUUCCUUUUCUUAGGGACUGAAGAGGUUAAUGACUAUUUGCCAGAAGCACUUUCCUACAGACCCAUCGAAAUGUGUGGAGUACAAUGCACUAUGAGACCUCUCCAUGGGGUGAAGGUGACUGGAAGCAGCUCGGAGCAUGGAUCAACAGGAAUGAGGAAGGAAGGGAAGGGGAAUUUCCCUGCUCGGCUUGCCACCUGGUUCAGCUCCUGGCUGGUUUUAAAAACUGUGCUGGCUCUCAUCACGUCUGAUUGCACACUGAUUUUUGUGUCUUGCUUUCAUUUUAAAUCUUCAGAACAUGAAGUUCUAAAGACUGUUUCCCCCAUGAUUUAAAUGUGUAGGCCACAAUCAAAGAAGGGGGUUUAGAAAUAACUUUUUCCCAACACCCGAAAGUUGUGGUUAGGUUAUUAAAAGGAAACAUUUGAGGUUGGACUUAUUUCUGUAAAAUAUGAUAAUUUUCACAUUGUCUUUUAUGUAAUAUUUAUAGAAAAUAUUUUUAUAUAUGGUCAAUGAACAUAUGGAACCAUUUAAUGAAAGUUUAUAGUCCUUAAUGCUGCUGAGUUUUGCUCUUUUGUAGUAGAAAUUUGAGUGUAAAUGUUAGCACCAUUAACUCAAGUGUUAUUUUUGUGUUUCAAGGCUGGCUUAUCUUCCAAGAAGUAUAAAUUUUAGUAUUUGUCAUCUCUCAGGAAAUAGAAGUUUGAAAAACAAAGAUGGUGCAUCAUCCUAACAAAAGUUCAAAAUAAAGUAGUCCCAGAGCAUCAUGGUUCCAGGUGGGAAGUGGACCGUGGAGCUUGCCGAGGUUGGUGGCAUGUCAGUGGUGCCUGAGUGUUCCGUGCUCACGAGGCAUGUGGCCAACUGCUGCUCCCAGCUCCACUCUGUCAGGCCCAAGAGAAAGGUGCCAGGGUGGACGUCACGGCUCUUGACAGUAUAUCCCUUCUAGUUUUCUGCAGUGAGGCCUUGCAGAUCUGGCACAGUGUCCUGCCCUGGGUACCAUGAGGAGCCUGUGUCUUACAUGUUAGGAGGACAAACUAGAGUGAUGCAGGUGGAGCGUGUGUCUCGGGAGCCAGAGUCCCCGGCGUGGUACCUGCUGACCUGACUGCAAGGUGCUUCACCCUUCUGACCCUGGUUCAUUAUGGCUAAGUCAGCAGAUAGUAACAAUAGUACGUACCUCCUGGAGUUACUGUGUUUAAGUAAAAUAAAACGCUUAGCAUGCUGCCUGGCAAGCAGUAAGUGUUCAGCCAAUUUAAGUUGUUGUUUCAUCUCACUGUCUUUGUAGCUGUUUUUGUUGUUAGAGGGGAGUCACAGGACCUUUGAUAAUCCUGUGGUUAGGGGCAGUGUGUGCUCACUGGAUGAUAAUAAGAACAACGUAGCAUCAGCAGUAACACUAGGAAUUAUUCAUGAGGCAUUUCUCUGGCCCGGCUCUAGGGCUGUCUCCACAGUUCUGAGUACAGAAGGGCAGAGAAUGUAGUGGGAGCUAAGGCAGCAGAGUGGGUGGGUGAAAGCCAGUUUAGGCUACUUUGGGUCCCUGGCAGUGCAUAUCUCGUAAUUUCUGCUGGAUGUGUAUGUGGUAGCGGCUGAGGCCCACUGUCUGCAAUUGAAUCAGGGGUCCAUGCCCCCACUUUGGAAUGUUUUUCUUAUGAUUGAAUUAAUUAGAAUUUAGGGGAGCUUGCUAGCACAAAUGGGAGACAGACUUUCAUAAAAUACAACAACAGUUUCGACUUUCCUCAUGUCUUAUUGCAGAGGGUUUGUUUAUAAUGUUGAAUGAAUACUCUUCAUGUUACUUGUUCUUCAUUCAAAGUCAGGCCAUGAAAGGGUGGUCAGUCAGUUUCAUACUGUCUUCCCUUUUGCUGUUAGGCCAGAUUUCAUGUAAAGAUGAAACUCACAUGACAGUACCUCCUAAAGCUGAGCAUUGUGGAUAGAUGGUUUGAAAAGGAAGUCGUGACGUAUUCUACAGUGCUGUGAAUGUCACCCAUUUCCGGCUUAGGUCGAGGGGGGCAGACUCAAAGGUGUGGUUCCCUAGGAGACAUUUCCAUUUCCCUGAAAUUAAAGAUCUCUGAUGACUGGAAAUAUGAGGAUAUAUGGAAAAAUGACCUUUUACCUUCUCCGAAACAUGAACAUUUUAAGUCAACAGAUACUGUGUAUUUUUGUUUUUGGCUAUAUCUAAAACAAGGCAUUUCUUUUAAAAUUAAUCACAACCCAGAAAUAACUAUUCCUACCUGUCUUCCCACCUCUCCCAGACUCUUACCCCAAAGAGUUGUGUCUUUCUGGAUUUGAAUUUAUAACGCACCGGUUUUCCCUCAGUAGUCAACACUGCAUUUCCUAGGAGCGUCCUUGCCAGGUGCAAAUGCUGAGCAGUCUUUUCAGCAUUGCAGCACAGAGCUGCGGCAAUCUAGAAGUCAUGGUUGUGAUUUCAGACUUUGGGGGAAAUUAGGAAAAUCAAGCUGAGGCCAAAGAUAAUUGGUACGUUGGUAGAGACAGAGAACACUCUAGGUCUUGUCGGAAGCAGGGGGGGGGUCCCCAGGGACCAGUGCUGUGGGCGAUGUGCUUUCAGCAAGGAUUUGGGGGAAUAGGAAAUAUGAUUGUAAGCUCUUCCUUCCGGAGACUUCCUGGCCUACUCCAGCACUUCAGAUUGCCCUGGGGCUUGAUCCCAGUAAAUAAUUUAGAAAUACAACUCCUUUUACUUGAAAGUGAUAAUUUAUUCAGAAAGUAAACAGCUUGGGGAAGACUGAAAGAGUGUUUCAGGGUCUGUGGUAGAUUUGAAUCUGGGGAUUCAUAUCACUGGCUCCUUUUCAGCCACCUUAUACUCUCUGAUGCUGCUUCACCUAGAAGGGUGGUAGAAUGAAUGGGGCCACCCCAAUGAAAAGGGGAGCGUGAGAGUCGGAUGAGGCUGUUUCCUUUUUCUGGAUUUCCUGAUGAGCAUGACCUGAUGAAUGACCUGGUGAACCCUGCCUCCUGCCUCACCCACCCUUCCCCCUGAGGUACUCCCAAGAAACCCCUGAAAGAAUCACUUUAUCCUGUAGAAAUUUAUGGUAUGGUAUCAUAUUGGAGUCUUGCACUGGCAAGUACUUUCUCACAGCGUAUUUAUUUAAGAGUUUCCAGCUGUCCAGAGCUGAGAGCCAGCUCUGCUCCUAGAGGGUCGCUGUUGGGAAAAAUGUUAUGGCAACUGUGUUUCAUCCCAGACUCUGCAGUUAGAUUUGCUGAAUUAUAACCACAUGCCUGGUACUUGAAAGGUUAAUGGUAACUGUAAAAUCUCUUGAAAUUUAAAAAUAAGUUCUGGUGGUGUGGGGGUAACAGGGAGUGCAGUGUGGUUAGCAGCUGCAGCUGCUGUGUGAGUGAGCUGACCCCCUUCACGAUUUUGGAACCAUGUUUAUUAAACAAACUUUUUACAUUCACUAAAACAGUUCAUUAUUAAACUGUUGGUUAUUUAUUUUUUCCCCAUCGUAAACUCCGUGGUACUUUAUACAACUCGCUUAAGCCGGUCCUUUUGUUGCCUAGAAGAGUUGCCCAAUUUUGCUGGGCUACUUCCUCUUGUUUAGUCUCCUCACCCUGGGCUUGAGCCCCAGUUUUGAAAUAAUUGCCAGCCUUCUCAACUUUUUCUCACAGAAUUCAAGCUUAACUCAUACUUAUAACCACAGAGGGCAGCUAAGAAGUUUGGAGCCUCUUUGGGAAUACUCCCGGAAAUCUCAGAUUCCUUCUCUGAGCUUCCCCUGGUACAGGCCAGUCAUUAACACAGUUGGCAGUUGCACAGCUUGCCCAAAUCAAAUGCCUCUGCUGUCAAAUGGCUGUAAACCAUUAGUGUGUGGUCUGAGACUGGCUGACAGUUCCUGCCCUCUCCUAGAUACAGAGGCAAGGCCAUGGCUUUGGAAACUUUCAGGCCACAACCCACAGUAAACAAUCAUAAAUAUGCCCAAUGUUACAUACGUAUAAUACAUGUGUGAUGGAAACAAAUUUAUAGAACAUACUGAUAAUUCUAUUCUGUCCUAUUUCAUGAAAAAUCAAGCUGGUUGUGAUUCUUUAGUGGGUUGGUUUUGCAACCCAUUAAUACUUUGUGAUGAGCACUUUGAAAACCACUGGGUGAAAGGAAUUAUGAGAGUUGAGGAAGGAGGAAACGAUUUGUUCGAUGAAUUCAGGGCAGAAAGACUUGUUCUCUUUUUUAUUUUUUUAAUGCAAGAUACAGCACUUCGCUCUCAAGGUUAGUGUGAAAUUUAGCAGAUCGUAAAACCUGGAGUACUUCGAAGAUAAGUACUUCUGAAGCAAUAAUUCUGCUUAAAAUGAGACUUGUCCAUAGAGGGAAAGAAGGAUAACCAGGCCAAGCAGCAAAAUAAACCAUCUAAGAAGAUUGGCAGUGUGGAUGUGUGACUGCCUUAGCCUGGCUGAGGAUGAUUGUGUACAGUAAGAUUAAACAAGAUGAUAUAAAAUAAACUGGAGGGGCAGCUAAAGCAUGAAGUAGGGUCGAGGCAAGGAUGGAUUCAAGGAGUCCAGUAUAUUCAGUGUCAGUGGAGGGAAAAUGGCUUGUUCAGCCCUUUGGAACAGUAUUUCCCAAGACUCAGGUAGAGCUAGAUUACAUUUCUUUUAAUGUGAAAUUUUAAUGGAAGUCUAUAUAGCAUAUAUGCACAAAUCACAGCAACACUGCAUCACAAUAAUUUUUUCUUGAUGUGAACAUCUCCCAAAGUAACCAGCACCCCAAUCGGGAAAGAGGUUAUCACCCCAGGAACCCUUCUUGCCUCCUUCUAGUCACAUUAAACAUCUUACUGAGGUAUUUACACACAACAGACUUCACCCACUUAAAGUGUACGGUGUUUUAGUGUAUUCAUGGAAUUGUGCAAUUGUUAUCACAACGUUUAGAACAUUUUCAUCACCUCCAAAGGAAACCCCAACCCCCUUAACACUGACUCUCCACAUAGGUUAUUUUUGUUUGUUUUAAAAUAGUUUGUAAAUGGAAUCAAACAGUAUUUUUGACUCUUUUAUGCUUGACUUUCUUUCGUUCAGCGUAUGGUUUAUGAUAAUCAUCCUUAUGUGGCAUGGUGGUUUCUGCAUUCUCAUUGAUGUAUAUCACAAUUUAUCUGUUCUGUUGAUGGGUGUUUGAAUUUCCACUUUUUAAUGAAUAGUUUAUAUGUGCUAUUUGGUGAAUAUACAUUUCUGCAGGAUAUAUAUCAAGGUGUGGCAAGUCCAUAGGCGAUGUGUUUACUCAGCAAUAGCAGAUGCUGUCACAUGGUUUUCAAAUAGCAGAUAUUGUCAAAUAGUUUUCCAGAGUGCUUGUUCCAGUCUGCUCUCCCACAGACAGACUUAAAGAAUCCCAGUUACUCCACAUUCUGGCAAUGCUUGAUAUAUAUCCUUUGUUGUUUUCAUUUUUGCUCUUCUGGUGGGUGAAUAGAGGUAACACAUUGUGACUUCCUUGCAUUUCCCUGAUGACUAAUAAAGUUGAAUACCUUUUU
Choloepus didactylus (southern two-toed sloth) is the source of this 7155-nucleotide messenger RNA. It is a transcript of the gene PRPF18, whose product is annotated as pre-mRNA processing factor 18. Gene Ontology annotation, biological process: generation of catalytic spliceosome for second transesterification step; RNA splicing. The transcript has 11 exons. Gene Ontology annotation, cellular component: U2-type post-spliceosomal complex; U4/U6 x U5 tri-snRNP complex; U5 snRNP. Bases 69 to 1121 code for a protein of 350 amino acids. NCBI's taxonomy places the organism in Eukaryota, Metazoa, Chordata, Mammalia, Pilosa, Megalonychidae. The record is from RefSeq and is a predicted model, not a curated record.